Molecule: messenger RNA, 4701 nt
Organism: Xiphias gladius (swordfish)
Lineage: Eukaryota; Metazoa; Chordata; Actinopteri; Istiophoriformes; Xiphiidae
Product: aminopeptidase N-like
Exons: 20
Coding region: 635-3469 (944 amino acids)
Biological process (GO): proteolysis; peptide catabolic process
Cellular component (GO): cytoplasm
Molecular function (GO): peptide binding; metalloaminopeptidase activity; zinc ion binding
Source: RefSeq, a predicted model, not a curated record
GCUUCUCGUUUGUUAGGAGUUUGUCAGUCUCACAGGAUCCGUAUUUACAUUUAUGCUUGGAAGCCAUCAUCUGAUCCCCUGCAUUGCUUUUACCUGGCCGUGGAUCACAGUAGUUGGACGCUGCAACUCGGACCUCUGAACCACUUCACCUACAACUACAAGUGAUGACGCUGAUGUUCUCUCCAGCUGCUCGUGUGUCCAGUGAGGAUAUGAUCAUAAUGGUUCGGGCAGUGUAUGCUAGUUUCACUGAAAAGGAAUGUGAGGGAGUCUGUGUGUGAGGCGUUGGAGAGUGCAGUGUGAGGAUAAAGUGUUCCUUGAGGUCCUGCAUCAUUGGAAAGACCCCAGUAACCACCUCCAGAUGUUUGAGACCACAAUCUGACUGAUUAUUUACUACAAGACCAAUGAACAUCGCUCUCUUCACAUUAUAAGGGUUAGUCUUUGCUCCUUUGGUAAUGCCCAAGUUAAUGCUUAAUCUAAGUACAGACCCUUAAUUGCUAAGGCCAAGCCCUGUUUAUGGUAGGGAGGUUACUUGGCUGUGUACAGAUAAGUCAUUGCAGACCAAAGGCAUACAAAGCCCAGGGAUUUAGCACACUCACAACAGGACCUUUAGGACUGAACAAAGGAACCAGCCACCAUGCGGAAAGAUUCCUACAUAUCUAAGGCUGUCGCCACCGCCUUUGUUGUCCUGACUGUCUCUGCCGUCGCUGGCAUUGUCACUAUGAUCGUUUUGUACAACACUGAGAUCUCUACGAUGAACCCAACACCCCGUCCAACCUUCCCGUCCACGACAACAGGACCACCACCCAUCAUGCGGCUGCCAAGGAAUCUCAUGCCUGAGAGUUACGAGGUCUUCCUCCAGCCUCAACUCUACACCCGAAUCAUUGAGGUUGUAAAUGUCACUAGUCCCAACCAGACGAUGCUCUUCACUGGAAACUCUACUGUUUACUUUCAGUGUGUCCAGAGGACUAGCACUAUCUACCUCCAUAGCAAGGACCUGACAGUUUCUGAUCCCGUGGUGAUUAACCAAAACAGAAAUGAGAUAAUACGUGUUUCUACAUUGAAGUAUCAUGAAGACGAAAGUAACUUUCUCGAGAUCCAGUUGAAUGAUGCAUUGGAGGCAGAAAGCAACUACAGUUUGUUUCUGGCUUUUAAGGGAGAAAUAUCAGAAAAUCUUGAAGCGCUGUAUGUAAGCUCAUAUCUUCAAGGUAUCCCUGCCCAUGAAAGUGAUACCAAUGCCGAAAGAUUCCUUGCAGCUACCAAUAUGGAGCCAACAGAUGCCAGGAGAGUGUUUCCUUGUUUUGAUGAGCCAGAACUGAAGGCUGUUUUUUAUGUGACCAUCAUCCACAGGCGAGACACAAUAGCUCUAGGAAAUGCGGAAAUAUUAGGCUCAAAUAUCAUACAUGAUGAUUGGAAAUGCACUCGUUUUUAUCCAACGCCGAGGAUGUCAACAUACUUGUUUGCCUUCACGGUUUCAGAGUUUACGUCAACCCCCUCCCCUCAUGAACGUGUGGAAAUUAAAACAUAUACUCGUCCUGAGGCUACUGCAGCAGGCCAUGCUCAAUAUGCAGCCAACAUCACCGGAAAAAUUCUUAAGUUCUAUGAGAGUCAAUUUGAAAUUGAUUACUUGCAGAAAAAGCUAGACCAAAUUGCACUGCCAGACUUAAAUCCUGCAGCAAUGGAAAACUGGGGACUGGUCACAUACCAGGAAGGAGGCCUGCUCUAUGAGGAAGGAGUGUCCUCCUUGUUGCACAAGGAAGUGAUUGCUAUUCUCAUUGCACAUGAACUAGCACAUCAGUGGUUUGGAAAUCUGGUGACGAUGGAAUGGUGGAAUGAAAUUUGGCUGAAUGAGGGCUUUGCCACCUACAUGUCCUAUUUUGCAGUGGAUCACGUUGAGCCUUCAUUCAAAGUAAAAGACAUAUUUGUUGCGAGUGACCUCCAUACAGCAUUUAAGGAGGAUGCUCUGGCCUCAUCCCGUCCUCUCAGUCCUCAGCAGGAAGAUGUCCAGACAACUUUUGAGAUCAUUGAGAUGUUUGAUUCUAUAACCUACAGUAAGGGAGCAAUUGUGCUGAGAAUGCUGGCAGACAUUGUGGAUGAAAGAGUUUUCAACAAAGGGAUCAAAAUGUACCUCUGGGACUUUAGGUAUAAAAACACUGUACAGAACAACCUCUGGGAGUAUAUACAAAAGGCCGUAGAUGAGGAUGGUGGUCACACCAAGGUUGCCAAGGUGAUGUACACCUGGACCAAUCAAACUGGCUAUCCUGUCAUCACCAUCAACACUACCAAUGGAGAAAUCUACCAGAAGCAUUUCCUGUUCAAUGACUCAUCUGAAUCUAGUCUUUGGUGGUACGUCCCGAUCAGAGUUAUGUCAAAUACAUCUGAAUCUUCUCUUGUCUGGUUAGACACCAGCGGCACAGUAAAGAAAGAUGAAUUCAUUUCUAAGAGUGGAGAGUGGAUUCUGGCAAAUGUAAACUAUACUGGGUACUACAGAGUCAAUUACAACCUAGAGAACUGGGAACGCCUCCUGACUCAACUGGAAACAAACCCACAUCGGAUCCCACUGAUGAACAGAGGGCAGCUUGUUGAUGAUGCAUUUAACUUGGCAAGGGCCAAACUUGUCGACGUGACUCUGGCCCUGAAUUCAACCCGCUUCCUUCGCAAUGAGAAAGCAUACCUUCCCUGGGAGUCAGCUGUCAGGAACCUUGAGUACUUUGUCCUCAUGUUUGACCGCUCCGAGCUGUAUGGACCCAUGCAGGUAUACCUACGGGAAAAAGUUAGGGGGCUGUACAACUUCUUCAGGAUCUACACAGACAAUUCAAAAGUCCCAGAGGACCACUCCUCACAGCACAACCAGAUUACCGUCGUAGAGGUGGCAUGUUCCAACGGACUCCCAGAAUGCAUGACGAUGGCUAGAAAGAUGUUUGCCAAAUGGAUGAACAACAAUACCAACAACAUCCACCCCAACCUGCGGUCUGUAAUCUACUGCCAAGCCCUGGCUGUUGGUGGGAAGACAGAGUGGGAAUUUGCCUGGAAUAAGUUUCAGAGUUCCAGUGACACCUCAGAGAAAGGCCAGCUACGUGAAGCUCUGUCCUGCACUAAGAACAUCUGGCUACUCAACAGAUACCUGGAGUACACUUUGAACCCUGAUAAGAUACGUCUAAUGGAUGUUGCUUCCACUAUAAACUACAUAGCCAAGAAUGUGGCAGGGCAGGCACUGGCUUGGAACUUUAUCAGAGCACACUGGGAAUAUGUCAGUAAGGGGGAUGGAGCCAUACUGAUUGAGGGAGUGACCAGCAGGUUCUCGACACAAUUUGAACUACAGGAGCUGGAGCGGUUUGCGACUGACUAUGAUCUGGGGCCUGCUACCAGGGCGGUGUACCAGGCCAUAGAGCAAACCAAAGUCAACAUCCAGUGGGUCAGCCAGAACAAAGAAAUUAUACUAGAGUGGUUUAAAAGAGAAACAGCUUAUUAGAGUGAAAAGAAACCACCUUUUAGAGCCUCAAAGAUAGAUGGUGCUGGCAGUUUUCAACUCUGCAGCUUAAUACUCCUAAAACAUUCCCCCUCAUCCACUUCAAAAACAAGAACUGAUCAUGAUUAUUUUUUUGUUCUAUUUUUGCCAGAAAAAUGGACCAUAAAAAUAAUCAUUAAAUGAGAGAUUCAAUUUCCAGCACAUAAAACUGACACGUGGAGAAUUGUGGCACUUUAGACCAAAGUAAAAACAGAAAGUGUUUGUGUACAGCAUAUACACGUGUCUUAUUUAUAAUGUAUAUUCAAUGGAAACUGGGAAGUAACAAGAUUUCUACUCAACUGUUUGUGAUUUUGCGCAUGAUGCAGAGGCAAAGGACAUAACCUCAUCUGUUUGUUAUAGUAAACACGUCUAUAUGUGUAUCAAUUAUGUUAUAAUCAAGGAACCAAAUUAUUCUUGUAUGUUGCUGAAAUUGUUAUUUUUAAUAAUAAAACAUCAACACUGUGUUAAGCAUGAGUCAUUUAAUCCAUUACAUGUAAUUUUGUUUUACCUGGAGAAAAUCGUAAAUGUUGUAUUUGCUGACUUUGUGAUCUAUAAUAAUUGGUAAUACAAUAUCGUUCAUUUUACAUACAUUUGAGGUGUGUUUGGAUGAAAUGAGAGAAAUACGAUUGCCUUGCUUUUUGUGUAUAAACAUCAACUGUCCACUGGAUUGUUUUCUAGCCUAUGUUAUUGUCCAAAAACAGUCAAUGACCAUGUCCCAUAGUAUAUAAGGGAAGGUAUAUAAAUGUUCCAAGUUAUCAUUGGUAUGGCUUGUCAUCAUCACUGCGCAAAAGAACUACAGCAAUUCCUGUUCUGUACUUACUAGAAAUUCAAGUUGUGUCACUAAUUUUUGGAUUGGAAGUUAAAAAAUUGUUACAUACUUAUGUGACAUGUCGUCCUAAUAACCCUUGCCGCUUUUAACUAAUCUGUGUCUGUUUGCCUCCAUUGUAGUCUUUCUAUAGACUUUAUAUGCACUCCUAAAAUUGACUCAAAAUUUUGCUUUCCAUUAUAUCUGAAUGAAUGUGUAGAGAAUAUGUCAAUAUAUCUGAGAAUUAUUGUUGAAUAUAAUGUACAUUCAAUAACCACCAACACUUACCAGUGGUAUACUGUGACAUAAUAGCACAUUUCAGAGUGAAAUACUCUUGAUGUAACAGCUCAAAAUAACAAUCUGUGGCAAAUUAAAAUGUUGUUUUCACUGA